This is a messenger RNA of Lachancea mirantina, 567 nucleotides long. Lineage: Eukaryota; Fungi; Ascomycota; Saccharomycetes; Saccharomycetales; Saccharomycetaceae. The record is from the annotation of a GenBank genome assembly.
AUGAACCGCGGGAGCCAGAUGUCGAAGUUUAGAAUUUGUCUUUAUGGUCGCUCAUUUGGAUCAGCAAGACUGUUGAACACAGCUGCUUAUGAUAGCUCAAUUGCGCACCUUAAAGCCGAUCUCAAAAAAGCGAUGCAGGCCAAAGAUGAUGCAUCUAAGACCACGAUCAGAAGUGUCCUUUCUAGUGUGAAAAACUCUGAAAUAGAUGCUAAAGGCAAAACUCUAGAUGAAUUUGCAUUGGCCGACCUGUACACUAGACUUCUCAAUCAAAGAAAAGAGUCGAUCAACCAUUUUCUACAAAAUAACCGUGAGGAUCUAGCUCAAAGAGAGAGGUUUGAAACUCAAGUCAUUGAAAAAUAUUUACGUGCUUUACCGAUCGCGUCUCGUGAGGAGAUUGAUACCAAAGUUUUUAGCCUUCUUCAAGACUUGAAGUUGCAAACUCCAGAUAUGCAACUGAAGCAAAUAUUUGGUAAAAUUGACUGGCAGUCUAUGCCCUCCGAGUGGAAAGCAUCUGCUGCAACGAUUCGUAGCAGUAUUGCCGCCCAGUUCAAAAAGGUCUUUACAUGA